CAGUUAAUACAGUCAAAGAUCUUGAUAAAAUUUGUGAUGGUACUUUUAAAGUUAUUCAUAUAUUUGUUCAGAUUUUUACAGGAACUUCUCUCUUUCAUUUUGAUGAAUGUCCUCCACAUUACUCAUCUACAAGAUAUUAUCCUUGCAAUUCAACACAUGUAAACCUUGUAGGUUCAUAUUUAGCAUUAACAAUCCUAUUCCAAGAAACUUUGCAAUUAGAUGAAUAUCAACAUGAUGAAUAUUUAACAGUCAAUAUUUUGUGUUUUGUAUCUCAACUUGUUGCAAAUCACCAAGUUAGUGAUAUGGAUAUUUUGGUUGUACCUAUUUGCACAGGUACAGCCCCAAUAAAGCUCCAAAAAUUAGAUAAUCCAGGUCAUCCUAGUGUGACUGAUUACAAUGUUUAUGAUAUACAUGUGUCACCUAUGGAUAUAGAAGAAUCUUUUAACUUUAUUGAUUCAGUAAUGGAACAUCAAAUGAAAAAUUUCAAUGAACCCAUCAAUCCAGUUCCACAUGAAAAUUUAUUAUGUCAUAUCCUGAUUGGUGCUGUUAGAGGAAUUCCAGUCAUUAUGGAACAAUGUGAUUUGGAGCUUUUGAAAGCAAAGAGUUCUUUUACUUCAGCAGAGAAAUUUGGAAAGUCCUUGUUGAAUGGGCAAAAAGAAGAUUCUAUUGGAGGAAGUAAAGAUCCUAAAGACAGUAAAGAUGAAAAGCGUAAAAUGGCUGUAUUGAAGUUGAUGUUUUGGAUCCAUACUCAAAAGCCAAUCACCAAGGACACUGUUCUAGAUGACAGUACUAAAUUUAUUUCGGGUACAUCAUGGCAUCAAAAGAAACAUUAUCCAAGACAAUUUAAAUUUACCGAAUAUAAAAUAGUACCUAUCUUAAAAAAGAAAAAAGAUUCUAAAAAUCCAUACACAAAUAAUAAUUUAACCAAUCAUAAAGAAGUGUCUGUUAUUGCAGAUACUGAUGAAAACAGGGUAGAAACUAUGGAUAGCACAACAGGUCGUUUUAUUGUUAUAAUACAUAGGUAUGGUAAAUCAGCAGAUGCUCUAAUACCACAUGCAGAUGGGCAGUAUAAGUUCAGUUCUGCUAUAGCAUCAGGUCAUCCUGUCCAUAAAACACAUGUAGGCGAAAUUGAUUUGAAAAUUGUAAAGCAGUUUUUACAUGGAGUUAAUGAACUUCCUCAAAAAUCUGGCAUUGUGUUUGGAGAUCGGCUUUUAAGUUUUAUGGGAAUAUAUGGAUGUAUGACAAAAUUUUUUUCUAAAGAGUUAGAUGAAGGGGAAAUAUUGGAAGUAUCAGAAAUGAUAGUUGAUGAUUAA
Entrophospora candida is the source of this 1313-nucleotide messenger RNA. The record is from the annotation of a GenBank genome assembly. Lineage: Eukaryota; Fungi; Glomeromycota; Glomeromycetes; Entrophosporales; Entrophosporaceae.